Molecule: messenger RNA, 948 nt
Organism: Nyctereutes procyonoides (raccoon dog)
Lineage: Eukaryota; Metazoa; Chordata; Mammalia; Carnivora; Canidae
Product: olfactory receptor 10AG1-like
Exons: 2
Coding region: 1-948 (315 amino acids)
Biological process (GO): G protein-coupled receptor signaling pathway
Cellular component (GO): membrane
Molecular function (GO): olfactory receptor activity; G protein-coupled receptor activity
Source: RefSeq, a predicted model, not a curated record
AUGAAGCAUAAGAUGAGAGCAGAAGACAAUGGUUCCACAAUAACACAAUUUGUACUCUUGGGAUUUUCUGACCUUCCAAACCUCCAAGGGUUUCUAUUUGGGGUGUUCUCCAUCGUUUAUGUUAUUAUCUUAAUUGGAAAUAGCCUCAUAAUAAUAAUAACCAAUCUUGAUGCUGCACUCCAGAAACCUAUGUAUUUUUUCCUGGCAAAUUUUUCUUCCUUGGAAAUCUGUUAUGUGUCUGUCACCCUCCCCAGGAUUCUGGUGAACCUUUGGACUCAGGACAGAAGCAUUUCGUGGUUGGGCUGUGCCACUCAAAUGUGCUUCUUCCUCAUGCUGGGAGCCACUGAAUGUUUCCUCCUCGCUGUGAUGGCCUAUGACCGCUACGUGGCCAUUUGUAACCCUCUGCAUUACCCUCUCAUCAUGAACCACAAGAUGUGCGUCCAACUGGCUGUUGGUGCCUGGCUUAGUGGAAUUCCAGUCCAGAUAGGACAAACAUGUCAGGUGUUCUCGCUGCCUUUCUGUGGUUCUAAUCAAAUUAACCACUUCUUCUGUGACAUCCCCCCAUUGAUCAAGCUGGCUUGUGGGGACACUUCACUUAAUGAGAUGUGUGUCUUUGUAGUUGCUAUAUUAUUUGCAAUGAUUCCCUUUCUAUUUAUACUUGGCUCUUAUGUGAAAAUCAUUUCCACCAUCCUAAAGUUGUCCUCAGCCAGGGGCCGGUCUAAAGCCUUCUCCACCUGUUCUUCCCAUAUCAUUGUUGUGCUUUUAUUCUUUGGAUCAGCUACCAUCACCUACUUAAGGCCCAAAUCCAUUCAUUCUGCUGGAACUGACAAAAUGUUGUCUCUUCUCUAUACCAUUGUGACUCCAAUGUUUAAUCCUAUGAUAUACAGCCUUAGGAACAAGGAUGUGAUUGCAGCACUCAGAAGACUGUUACUUAAAAAAAUAGUGUGA